Molecule: messenger RNA, 5695 nt
Organism: Equus caballus (horse)
Lineage: Eukaryota; Metazoa; Chordata; Mammalia; Perissodactyla; Equidae
Gene: AMER3
Product: APC membrane recruitment protein 3
Biological process (GO): regulation of canonical Wnt signaling pathway
Cellular component (GO): plasma membrane
Molecular function (GO): beta-catenin binding; phosphatidylinositol-4,5-bisphosphate binding
Source: RefSeq, a predicted model, not a curated record
CCCUUCAGCCCCUCCGGCGGCAGCAAGCCGGCGCUGGCCCUCGGCCUCCCCUACCGGCGGGCGCGCGCGGCGCCGGGAGCUGACCGUGGUGCUGAGCGCGCGGCUCGGGCUCGGGCUCGGGCGCGGCUCCCGGCCCUGCCAAGGCCGUGUCCUGCGACACUCCCGGCCCCAGCGCAGCUAGGGGCACUGGCAGCAUGGAGCUAAAGAGAGGAAAGACCUUCAUCAAAUCCAGCCUGCAGAUUUCCCACGAGAAACCCCUAGACCCAGCAGCCACUGUCCUGGCCAGGGAGGAUGCAGGCCCCUGGUCAGUCUCACCGGAAGGGCAGCAGCAGCCCCACGGUGAGAAGGGCCCCCAGGUCAGCCCCAGCACCCAAGGACAUGACAAAUGUUCCAACAAGGGGGGACAGCCAGACCCUGAGGUGGGUGCUGCAGCUUUCUGUGGGGCCACCUUCAAACUGGUGCGGAAGAGCAAGACUCACGACAAUGUGCCUGAGGCUGGCCGGGCGGGCGCAGCCACGGGGCAGCUGGUGGGCAGUGCAAGCUUCCCAGGGCCCUCCGGCAGCCAGCGCAUGAUUGACUACCGCCACUUUGUGCCCCAGAUGCCCUUCGUGCCAGCCGUGGCCAAGAGCAUCCCAAGGAAGAGAAUUUCCCUGAAACGACCCAAGAAGUGCUUUCGGAACCUCUUCCACAUUCGCAGAAGCAAGACUGAGAACUUGGCCUCGCUGGCGACCAGCGGGAAGAGCCUUUCCUCCCCCGGGGGCCCCUCAGAGGCUGGAGGGCAGCCAGGCAAAGCCUUCUUCCCCUGGGGCGAGGGGCUGGCGUCCGAUGGCCUGUGCCAGGACCUCUCUGACAGCGAGCUCUUGCCUGACUCUUCCUUCGACCUCUGCAGUGCCCUGUGUGAGGACGUGGCCUCACUCAAGAGCUUUGACUCACUCACGGGCUGCGGGGAGAUCUUUGCAGAUGAGAGCUCAGUGCCAUCCCUGGAGCUGAAUGAGGGCCUGGAGAGCCCAGCCGGGGCAUCGCAAGCCCUUGAGAGCAAGGUUCCCAGGGGCCCCUUCCAGGGCAGUGUGGAGCAACUGGCUUCGCCUGCCCAGAACGAGAUGUCUGACUUCGCCAAGUUCUGGGACAGUGUGAAUCAGUCAGUGAAGCAGCAGCAGCGGGUCCUCCUGGGCCCUUGGCUGGGGGUUCCCCAGGGGACAGACACAGACCAGCCCAGACUGGAUGCAGCUGGUCUUGCUGAGCUCCCUCUGUGCCCCUGCAAGGACCCCCACAGUGGCUCCAAAGCCAGUUCCGUAGACACAGGCACCCCCAAGAGUGAGCAGCCUGAAUCCCUCUCCACGAGUGACGAGGGCUACUAUGACUCCUUCUCACCGGGCCUCGAGGAGGACAAGAAGGAAGCCCUGAGCCCAGGUAUGCCUGCAGCUACCUUCCCCCGGGACAGCUACAGUGGAGACGCCCUCUAUGAGCUCUUCUAUGACCCACGUGAGGGCCCUAUUGGCCCGAGCCUUGAUGAUGAGCUGUGCGUGUCCGAGAGUCUGUCAGGGCCAGCACUGGGGGCACCACUAUCCAUGUGCAGCUUCCACGUCGGGGCGGAGGAGAACUUGGCUCCAGCGCUGGGCCCAGACCUGCUCAGCCAGGGCUUCUUGCAAAGCUCCUGGAAGGGCAAGGAGUGCCUGCUGAAGCUCUGUGACACUGAGCUUGCCAUCACCAUGGGCAUCAUCAACUGGCUCCGCCGUGGCCCUGAGCCCCGCAGCCCACCUACCUCGGCCCCUGGGGAGCCCACAGCCCUGUCCGGGGAGCUGUCGGGGAAGCUGCGAGGUGACUCUGAGAAGAAGGGCCCAGGUCCAGCAAAGCUGGAGGGCAGGGGGUCCCAGGCCUCAGAGGCAGGUUGGAUAACCGUGGGCUCAGCACCCAGCAGACAGGAGCCCUGGGCAGGUUCAGUCACCAAGGACCUGCUUGCUGGAGAGAGCGAGGUUCUAGCAGGGGCUGAGCGGGGGGCCAGCUCGCUGUCCAGGGACCCAUCUCUGGAUGGUGUGCAGGUCUCUGGGGAAGAAGGGACACAAGGCCACCCUGAAGGCUCAUUCUCCUCUGUGGGGUCUGCAGCCUCUGCAACAACAGACACUUCCAGCAAAAACAAGGUCCCAAAUCCCUCAGCCUGGCCUGGCUCCCAGGAGCCUAGGCCAUCUGGGAACCUGGGGUGUUUGCAAAGUCCCUGGAGGUCAGGUCUUGGUGGAAGCACCCUGGAUGCAGAGCCCACCCUGACAGGCUGUGUGGCUCAGGUGGCAGCACUGCAGAUCCACCCAGACUGCCAGCCCCCUGCUGCACAGCCCUCAAGGCCAGAUAUGGGCAGUGGGCUCUGCGGGCAGCCUCAGGCUAGGAGCCCUGACAUUCUGCAGCAGAGGCAGCCUAACAGCUUCCAUAGCGUGGCUGCCAUCUGUGUCCUGCCCUCCCUGGGCAGCCCACUCCACAGCCCACAGGACCAGAGGUGCCCGGGCCGCAUCCUGGACCUGAGCCGGCUCAGGGUGGAGCCUACCAGGCUGCAUGCCCAGACCAGUGCCUCUCUGGAGGACCUUCCCCUGCAGCUCAGCUUGAGGGCCCCGGAACAGGCAGCACACGGGGGCCAGCUGGACUCGUAGCCUCGUUCAGGCCCUGCUGCCGGGCUGAGCCCCCGGGGCCACCUGCUCACUUCUGACAGCCAGCAGGAGGGCCCCCCCGCAAGUGCUCCAGAAAGCCGCUGCAGCUUCCUGGCCCUUGAGGGCCUCCUCUGCAACCAGCUAGAAGUGGGGGCCCUCCGGCCAGCCAUGGCUGAGCCCCACCUGUAGGAUGGGCUUGCACUCACCAGGAGCUGUGUCUUUGUGGGCACAUUCAGGAGAAUCUAAGACCCAAAUCUCCAUUGUUUGUCCCUGAUGUGAGAACUGUGUUGGCUGGUAAGGAGGUGGCAGGAUUCAGGCAAGUGGGGUGGGGCAUUUGAAUGUGGAGGCAUCCAUGCCUAAACCCACCAGCUCAGCCAGAACAGGUACAGGACAGCCCAAGGCCAAGGACAGUUGCAAAUCUGCCAGUACUCUCAAAGUGUGCCUCACUGAUUUCCCCACAAGGAAAUGAAGAGUCCAAUCCUGGGGGUUGGCUGUGAAGUGGCCACCCUGGCUGCUCCUCGCACAGCAUGUCAGAGAGAGGAGCUCAGGCUUGAUGCUGAUAGGAAGGAAAUGGUACAUAUUGUAAACCAGAGCAGAGCAAGCCAGUAAGUCUGCACAGGGGUUGAGAAUAAUAAGCAUGUGGAGUGGGAGACAGGCAGAUGGAGGGCUGCAGAUGAGCUCAAGAGUGCCCACGGGCCCCUUGCAGCCUGCUCUCUGCCCAAGACAAGCAGCCACAACAUACUGGGGCUGAGGGCUCUGUGGGAACAGGAAGCAAGACCAGCCCUGUCUCAGCAAAAGCCUUGGAACUGGCAGAUGCCGUGAUUACUGUGCAAACAGGGCUGCCAAGACCCUGGGGACCCUGGUCCAUGGGUACCGGUGAAUUCUCGGUCACAAAUCAUCCCAUAAAAACAAUAAUUUCUCCCAACAUGACUCUCUAACUGAGCCAUGGUUGGCAAAAUUCUCUUUAGGAAGAAGUUGAUUGAUUUUUCACAACUCUGCCAUUCUCGCCCCUCCAUACUCUCAGCAUCCCUGACUCCCCUUCAGGAAAACUCACCUCUGAAUGGCCUGUACUCCUUAAACCAGAGAAGGCACAGCACCAACACCCAGAAUUGUGGAGGGAGAAGGUGGCCUGGUACUCAGGAAGGGCAGGGGUCCUCUCUGGUCGGCAUCAGGAUGGCAGGUGCAGCGACAAACCGCCCAUCAAGGUUCUCUUUGGUUAGGUCCUGCCUCAGGCAACCUGCCACAAUGAGAUGCCAAGGAUGGAUGGAUGCCGCAGGCAGCUGUGAGAUAGUUUCUGGAGGAAGGGCCAGCAUAGAAAGGGGGUGGGUCAGGUGAUGGGGGCGGAAUUCUGGAGAGAGGGAUGCAGUCUCACAGCUGACCCAUGCUGGUGCCUUUCUCAACUGUCUGGGGCUUUGUUUCAGGCUAGAAAAUGUUCCAUGGCCCUUGUUAACAACUGCUCACUGAGGCCUACUGUGUGCAGGAUGCAGACAGCACAUCAUAGGUUCAGAAGGGCCCAGCAAGGCUCCUCACCAGGCCCACCUAGACCUGGGACACCGAGGAAGGUCAGGACCAGCCUUCCUGGGAAGCCAAACUUGACCUUUGCAAACCAUCACAACAGCGUUCUUGAGCGUCGCUGUGAGCAGGCUACGCACAGGACAGCUCACCUCAUCCCUGCCUCACCCUGAGCACAGUUGUUCUCCUCAUUCCUCAGACAUGGAAACCGAGGCAUGAGUGCUGAUGCAGCUUGCUAAUGGACACACACAGCUAGCAUGCAGCAUUGAUGGGGUUUGAGUCCUACCCCCUGGUCAAAAGGUCCAGCUCUUCACCAGGCUCUGGAACUUCUCUUGCUGAAUGCCUGCAGCGAACGCCUCUCUCAAACCUUCAUCCUCCUUUCUUUCAGGGCACAGAUGUCUGAACACCUCUGGGUGCCAGCUGCCUGUUUCCCUGUAAGAGGCUGAGAGCCAGGGGUGGGCGCCCUACAUUCAGCCACGCCCUGUCACUCUGUACUAUGCCUGAGCAGAGCACUGUUCAGUCAAUACUUGUGGGAAUAAUGAAAUGUCAAAAGGUUGCACGUGGUUUUAUGAUUUCUUCCUGAUGACAAGCCUGUGUCUGGAGAGAGCAGAGUUAGGGUUUUACCUUGGCAGAAGUUCUGAUGGAGAGUUUCCUGGAUGUAUCUGGUGACUGGUAGUGAUGGGGGAGAACCCAGCCAGGCCCAAGGGCACUGGGAAAGGCAGGAACAAAGGUGGUCCAGGCAUGGUCAGGAGGGGCCUAGGGUCAGGAUGACAGGAACAAAGGGGAUCCAGGACCCAGAGGCCAUGGCGAGGUGGUGUCUGCAGUGACCUGGCAGCAGGACAGCAGAAACAAGGAACUGGGGCCAUGCCUAUCUAGGAAAAACCACUGGCCCAGUGGCUCUCGAUCUGGGGAGCAUCUUAAGCAAUCCCUGCAUCCCAGAGAUUCUCACUCUCAGCACUCUUGGAGGAGGUCCCAGCAGUGGGCUGCUGGGUGCCUUGCUGGGGGAAUGGAGGAGGGUAGUAUGACCUUCCUCUUGCAUCCAGUGGGUCCAAGUCUCCCUCAGCCCAUCUCGCUCUCUGUACCCACCCUGCAGGCUGCCCUCCCCUGCAAGAGAAGUCCAGGCACGGCUCAAGGACAUCCUCAAGGUGACCCACUGAGGGGAAAGGAUAACUGCAGGCCAGCUCCUGUGACAGAAGCCCAGCCCGUGCUGGGAGAGAAGAGGCCUGGUUGGGGCAUUUUCAGAACUCUGGCCACGUUUAACCCGCUCAUUCACACGUGGCUAUAGUGGUUAUAGGGUAUUUUUCCCAAGGAAAAUAUCCUGAGAAGUAGAUCCAGUUGUCCCAGUUCACAGCUGUCCCCAGGGUCACACAGUGGUAAGUUGGGGGCUGGAAUUCACCCUGGGGCCUAUGCUCUGUACCUUACAACCUUCUGAGGUUGCUCUGGGAACUGGGAGAUGCUGAGAGGGAUCUGGGCAACCUCCCUGCCUGCUCUAACAGUGGGGGAGGCCUGAGCCCUACAGCAGGGUGGCUGGGGUGGAACAGGAGGCCAGG